GCUCAUUUCGGAGACGGCCAUUACGAACGGGGUUGAUGACUUUUUGUUACGUGAUAAAAACACUUAGGGGCGUUACACAGAACUGCUGCCCCUUUGGAGAUAUUUAAGCUCCAGAUUCAAGCCUUUUUUUUUUUUUUUAAAAAAAACCUAAAACCUCGGAAGCGAGUCUGGGCAGGAGGAGGAGGGCGCUAGCACUACGUGGAGCUGAAUUUCAAAUUACGUAACAGUUAAGGCAGCCAUUACUGACCGCUUGAACGGUAGUCUCAAGCAGGAAUACGUAAACCAUGAAGAAUAUGAGGGAAAAGGAGCAGUUCCGCAAACUGUUUAUUGGCGGCUUAAGCUUUGAAACAACAGAGGAAAGCUUGAGGAGUUACUAUGAGCAAUGGGGAAAGCUUACAGACUGUGUGGUAAUGAGGGAUCCUGCAAGCAAAAGAUCAAGGGGGUUUGGUUUUGUAACGUUCUCCUCCAUGGCUGAAGUUGAUGCAGCCAUGGCUGCAAGACCUCACACGAUUGAUGGAAGGGUGGUUGAGCCUAAGAGAGCUGUGGCUAGAGAGGAAUCUGGAAAACCUGGUGCUCAUGUCACUGUGAAAAAACUAUUUGUUGGUGGUAUUAAAGAGGACACUGAAGAGCACCACCUUCGUGACUACUUUGAGGAAUAUGGAAAAAUCGACACUAUUGAAAUCAUUACUGACAGACAGUCUGGUAAAAAAAGAGGGUUUGGAUUUGUUACAUUUGAUGACCAUGAUCCCGUGGAUAAAAUUGUAUUGCAGAAGUAUCACACCAUCAAUGGCCAUAAUGCAGAAGUAAGGAAAGCUCUCUCUAGACAGGAAAUGCAGGAAGUUCAAAAUUCUAGAAGUGGGAGAGGAGGGAACUUUGGGUUUGGUGAUGCACGUGGAGGUGGUGGCAACUUUGGUCCAGGACCUGGCAGCAAUUUCAGAGGGGGAGCCGGUAAGACAGAUGGAUAUGGAAGUGGCCGUGGAUUUGGUGAUGGGUAUAACGGUUAUGGUGGAGGACCUGGAGGUGGCAACUUCGGUGGCAGUCCUGGUUACGGAGGAGGAAGAGGAGGAUAUGGUGGAGGAGGACCUGGAUAUGGCAACCAGGGUGGGGGAUAUGGAGGUGGUUAUGACAACUAUGGAGGAGGCAAUUAUGGAAGUGGAAACUAUAAUGAUUUUGGAAACUACAACCAACAACCUUCAAAUUAUGGUCCAAUGAAGAGUGGAAAUUUUGGUGGCAGCAGGAACAUGGGAGGACCAUAUGGUGGAGGAAACUAUGGUCCAGGGGGCAGUGGAGGAAGUGGUGGAUAUGGGGGGAGGAGCCGUUAUUGAGUUUCUGCAAGCAUGCCAUGGGCUUCACUGUAUAAAUAGGAGAGGAUGAGAGCCCAGAGGUAACAGAACAGCUUCAGGUUAUCGAAAUAACAAUGUUAAGGAAACACUUAUCUCAGUCAUGCAUAAAUAUGCAGUGAUAUGGCAGAAGACACCAGAGCAGAUGCAGAGAGCCAUUUUGUGAAUGGAUUUGGAUUAUUUAAUAACAUUACCUUACUGUGGAGGAAGGAUUGUAAAAAUGCCUUUGAGACAGUUUCUUAGCUUUUUAAUUGUUGUUUCUUUCUAGUGGUCUUUGUAAGUGUAGAAGCAUUCCUUUGAUAAUGUUAAAUUUGUAAGUUUCAGGUGACAUGUGAAACCUUUUUUAAGAUUUUCCUCAAAGUUUUGAAAAGCUAUUAGCCAGGAUCAUGGUGUAAUAAGACAUAACGUUUUCCUUUUAAAACUUUAAGUGCGUGUGUAGAGUUAAGAAGCUGUUGUACAUUUAUGAUUUAAUAAAAUAAUUCUAAAGGAAA
This is a messenger RNA of Phalacrocorax carbo (great cormorant), 1831 nucleotides long. The record is from RefSeq and is a predicted model, not a curated record. NCBI's taxonomy places the organism in Eukaryota, Metazoa, Chordata, Aves, Suliformes, Phalacrocoracidae.